Messenger RNA from Dothidotthia symphoricarpi CBS 119687, 1837 nucleotides. RefSeq names its product phosphoglucomutase-like protein. Gene Ontology annotation, molecular function: magnesium ion binding; phosphoglucomutase activity. Lineage: Eukaryota; Fungi; Ascomycota; Dothideomycetes; Pleosporales; Dothidotthiaceae. Gene Ontology annotation, cellular component: cytosol. Gene Ontology annotation, biological process: carbohydrate metabolic process. The record is from RefSeq and is a predicted model, not a curated record. Bases 83 to 1747 code for a protein of 554 amino acids. The transcript has 3 exons.
CGUGUCAAAAGUCGACAGCUGUCGCCCCAGCUCUCCACAUCCCCAGUUUCUCUUCCCAACUACACCUCUAGAAUUCUCCAAAAUGAGCGUACGCACCGUCGAGAUCAAGCCAUACACUGACCAGAAACCUGGAACCUCGGGUCUUCGUAAGAAGGUCAAGGUCUUCCAACAGGAUCACUACUCAGAGGCCUUCGUGGCCAGCAUCCUGCUGUCGAUUCCUGAGGGCGUCGAUGGCUCAUUCCUCGUCAUCGGUGGUGACGGACGUUUCUGGAACCCAGAAGUCACACAAGUGAUCGCCAAGAUCGGUGCGGCAUACGGCGUGAAGAAGCUCCUUAUCGGCCAGAAUGGCAUUCUCAGCACUCCAGCUGCCAGCCAUGUCAUCAGGAUCAGGAAGGCGACAGGAGGUAUCCUCUUGACCGCCAGUCACAACCCCGGAGGUCCCACCGAAGACUUCGGUAUCAAGUACAACCUCGCAAACGGCGCCCCAGCUCCCGAGAGCGUUACGAACAAGAUCUACGAAACCUCGAAGACCCUCACUUCGUACAAGAUCGCAGAUAUUCCUGACGUCGACCUUGCCACCAUUGGUACACAAAAGGUUGGUGAUCUCGAGGUUGAGAUCAUUCAUUCCACGACCGACUACCUCGACAUGCUGAAAGACAUCUUCGACUUUGACCUCAUCAAGUCAUUCAUCAAGCAGCACCCAGAUUUCAAGGUGCUCUUCGAUGGUUUGAGCGGUGUUACCGGAUCGUACGGUGUGGAUAUCUUCGAGAAAGAGCUGGGAAUCCCAAACAGCACACAGAACUGCGUUCCCCUGCCAGACUUCGGUGGCCACCACCCAGAUCCUAACCUUGUCUACGCCAAGUCUCUCGUCGAUGCUGUUGAUAAGAACGGUAUCCAGUUCGGUGCUGCAAGUGACGGCGAUGGUGACCGCAACAUGAUCUACGGCGCCAAGUCUUUCGUCUCCCCAGGCGACAGCUUGGCCAUCAUUGCUCAUCACGCCGAGCUUAUCCCUUACUUCAAAAAGCAGGGUAUCUACGGUCUCGCACGAAGCAUGCCUACGUCAGGGGCUAUCGACCUAGUUGCCAAGAAGAAGGGCGUCGAGUGCUACGAGGUGCCAACUGGCUGGAAAUUCUUCUGUGGUCUCUUUGACUCGGACAAGAUGAACAUCUGCGGUGAGGAGAGUUUCGGCACAGGUAGCAACCAUAUCCGCGAGAAGGAUGGCCUGUGGGCUGUCGUUGCCUGGCUCAACAUUCUUGCUGGCGUUGGACAGCAGACCGGUACCACCCCCAGCAUCGCCUCGGUUCAGAAAGAUUUCUGGAAGACAUACGGACGCACAUUUUUCACCCGUUAUGACUAUGAGGGCUGUGAGACUGAAGGUGCCAACAAGGUUACAGCUCACAUGACGGAGCUGAUCACCACCAAGAAGGAUGAGUUCGUCGGCUCUACCAUCUCGGGCCGCAAGGUCAUUGAGGCCGAUGACUUCUCGUACACAGACCUCGAUGGCAGCGUUAGCAAGAACCAGGGUAUCUAUGUCAAGUUCGAUGAUGGUAGCCGCAUUGUUGUCCGUCUGUCGGGAACUGGCAGCAGCGGUGCUACUAUCCGUCUAUACGUUGAGAAGCACACCAGUGACGAGUCUACAUACGACUUGGACGCCCAGGAAUAUCUCAAGGACCCAGUGCAACUGGCGACGGAUCUUCUCAAGUUGCAGGAGUACAUUGGCCGUACUGAGCCUGAUGUCAAGACAUAGGCAUAGUCACGGACUGGGUGUGAGAAACGAUGAAUGAUGUUUACAGCAGAGUGGGAGGAGAAAAGUAGUCGAGUAGCCUUAUUAGCUUCA